Molecule: messenger RNA, 2067 nt
Organism: Drosophila takahashii
Lineage: Eukaryota; Metazoa; Arthropoda; Insecta; Diptera; Drosophilidae
Gene: Atg101
Product: autophagy-related protein 101
Biological process (GO): autophagy; autophagosome assembly
Cellular component (GO): phagophore assembly site
Source: RefSeq, a predicted model, not a curated record
UCUAAUUCAACUUAAACAUAACAAAACAAAACAAAAACACUUGAGUAAUAGAUUUAGCUGUUAAGAGGCGCGCCGAUCCAUCGCAAUCCAAAUCGUUCAAAGGCAUUUUCGAAAAGAGGGCCCAGAGAAAGCAACUUAGAAGCAAAGGGAACAGAGCAGUAUAGGAAAAUAGAGAAUACAUAUUAUAUAUAAUCUCCUGUUACGCUAGGAUACUACUAGAUACUACCGCUUAAGCUAAAAAACUAUGUACAUUUGAAAAGAGAAAGGUUACUUCACUAAAAAAGCAACUGUAAGCUGUGAAAAGCAGUAAAGAAACAAGACAGAGAACAGAUAACCCAGAUCAGACUAAAAAGAGUCACAAUACUGACGUAAAACUGUACAUAAAACAAAGUUACCGCGAUGAACGCACGCUCGCAGGUCUUCGAUUUGACCAUGGAGGGUCGUCAGGUGGACGAGGCGGUGGCCACCAUCUUUCACACCGUCCUCUUUCACCGCUGCCUGGGCAAGUACAUGUAUACGGGCGAUGCCCAGUACUCCAUCGGUACGGUCGGCUACACGGACGUCGAUUGCAACUUCAUUGACUUCACCUACGUCUGCUGCACCUCCGACAGUUUGACGCACAAGGUGAAGCGGGCCAUCAACUCGUUUAGCGAGAAGCUGCGCUCCAACGAAAGCUGCGGCUCCGGCCAGAUUAGCCUGGAGUUCUUUCAGAAAAAGAAGAACCGCUGGCCCUUCCCACAGGAAUCGAUACCGUGGGAGGUGUGGACAGUCCACCUGGAUCUGAUCAAGCACGAGAACGAGGACGAGCGGCAGCUGUGCCGCGAGAAUGUCUCCGAUCUGCUAACCGAAAAGGUCAUCUACAUCACCGAGCUGAUGAACCGGCACGACUACGUGCCCAAGACGCCCAGCCAGAGUGAGCUGGACCUGAUCUUCGACACCUCCUUUCCGGACGUCCAGCCGUAUCUGUUUAAGUUCGAUUACUCCACCUCGGGCUCGGCGGCUCCCUCGAUGGGCAAUGCCAUGAAGAAGAUCAUCAAGGAGACCCUCGCAAUGUGACGGGCUGAAAAAUUAGUUGUUCAGGAGUUUAUUUAUUUGCAUAUUGCCUCUUCUUUUUUUUUUUUUACCGUGUUUCUUUUGAGUCAUUUGCAAGGGUGAUAAGUUGAGAUAUCAAGUAGUUAAAUAUUUAUGGCAUGUCCCUGCUGAACUAGAUCGUUUUAUAUACCUAGAUUUUUCUGCCUUAUGACCGUAUGGGAUUUUCCUUCAGAAAAUGUGGGCUAACUGACUGGAUUAAUUGCUAUAAUUUCUUAUAAAUAAAUCCAGUCAGUUGGUCGUACGGUUAUUCAUACUUUUAGUUGUUAUUAUUGCUUUAGUUAAACAAUAGGUUCUAUUGACCACCGGUACAUCCAUGGGUAGAUCCUGCCUUGCAGGACCUGAAAAAGAGCAGGAGCGGUAGAGUUGUGUAAAUAGCGAUGCUAGAAGGAGAUGGAUGCAAUUAGCCACCAAACUUACCUUGCUCCAAGGUCCAAAUGCUUAAAGAUCCCUCGAUAAUCCAUGCAAAACGUUCCAAAAUGCAAGCUUUGAAAUUACCUGUCGGCAGAGCAAAUGCAUUGCGUUAAUUAUAUCUUAAUCGCCAGUGUAAAUAACGAUGCAAGCUAUGAAAUUAUAAUGCGAUGUUCGAGAAAAGGAAAAGAAAUGAUAUGAAAAAACAUUACGAAUUCAGAACCCAUCUAAUGUUGAGAUCGAGGCAAGUAGCGAUGUAGUUGAGAUGUAUGUAUAAAAGAUUGUGAUUGUACUUGUAGUGAUUAAACGAUAGUACCGACUCUAUGUAUCCAUAGAGAUCCAAUAUAUAGAUGUGUAUGUAUGUAAAUCAAUGUUUAUCUGUAUGUCCAAGCUAUAAAAGUAAUCGAUAAAUGUACUUUACGACUUAACUAAUAUAUUGUAAAAUCGAAUUAAGCAGAAUAAAUCCUUUGAAGCACACGUUCAAAGUAGAAAUGUAAUUGGCCUUUUUGCGACCAUUAUUAUCUAAAAAAAAAAAAACAAUAAAAUCAUUUCGACCAGCUGCAUUAA